Cucumis melo (muskmelon) is the source of this 2142-nucleotide messenger RNA. Its product is annotated as cytochrome P450 711A1. Bases 430 to 2025 code for a protein of 531 amino acids. The transcript is spliced from 5 exons. The record is from RefSeq and is a predicted model, not a curated record. NCBI's taxonomy places the organism in Eukaryota, Viridiplantae, Streptophyta, Magnoliopsida, Cucurbitales, Cucurbitaceae. Gene Ontology annotation, molecular function: iron ion binding; heme binding; oxidoreductase activity, acting on paired donors, with incorporation or reduction of molecular oxygen.
GAUUGAGUUUUACUCUUCCACUAGAGGCUUCUUUUGCUGCUGAGUUUGUUUAGUAAUGUUGAGUUGAAUUUUGUGUUAAAUAUUAUGAAAAAAGAACUAGGGUGCAAAAUAUGAUGAAUUCUUCACCAUCCAAACAUUUCAACGAUGCAGAAUAACGAAAGAAUAAAAAGGACUUCAAUGGUCGUUUCAUUAUUUCCACUCCUCUAAUCAUUCGUGUACCGACAAAAGUACCAACCUUAGUGAAACUCCCACUGCCACCCCGCUUCCUUUCCAUUUUCAUUUCCCUAACCAUUUGCCUUAUUUAAACACAAACGAAACUCCACAACAACAAAAAUAAACUCAAACAGUCAACGCACUCUCUCCCUUUCCCUUUCUCCUUCUUCUUCUCUUUCUCAAUCUCCCUUUUCCACUGCUCGGGUAUAGAGAAAAAUGGAUAAUCUUUUUCAAUCAAUGGUGGCGAGUGUGCCUAUGGGAGUGGGUACGAUAUUGUUCACGACGUUUUGCCUCGUAGGAGGGGGUUUGGUUUAUUUCUAUGGACCGUACUGGGGAGUGAGAAGGGUGCCUGGUCCACCAGCUAUUCCGCUGGUCGGACACCUUCCCUUGCUGGCUAAGUACGGCCCAGACGUUUUCUCUGUCCUCGCCUCCCAAUAUGGUCCUAUCUUCAGGUUCCAUAUGGGUAGACAGCCAUUGAUAAUUAUAGCAGACCCUGAGCUUUGUAAAGAAGUUGGUAUCAAGAAAUUCAAGGACAUCUCAAACAGAAGUGUCCCUUCUCCAAUAUCAGCUUCCCCGCUUCAUCAGAAAGGUCUUUUCUUCACAAGGGAUGCAAGAUGGUCGACAAUGCGAAACACAAUACUCUCAGUCUAUCAGCCCUCUCAUCUAACGAGAUUAAUACCCACUAUGCAAUCAAUCAUCGAAACUGCAACUCAAAAUCUCCAUUCCUCUGUCGAGGAAGAUAUCCCUUUCUCUAAUCUCUCCCUUAAAUUGACCACCGAUGUUAUUGGAACAGCAGCCUUCGGUGUCAACUUUGGGCUCUCUAAUCCACAUGCAACCAAAACCUGUGGUACCAAUGACCAAGACAGUAAAAAUGAUGAAGUUUCGGACUUCAUCAAUCAACAUAUCUACUCCACAACGCAGCUCAAGAUGGAUUUAUCGGGUUCCUUCUCAAUCAUUUUGGGACUUCUUGUCCCUGUACUCCAAGAGCCAUUUAGACAAGUCCUGAAGAGAAUACCAUUCACCAUGGACUGGAAAGUUGACCGGACAAAUCAGAAGUUGAGUGGUAGACUUAAUGAGAUUGUGGACAAGAGAAUGAAAUGUAACGAUCGAGGUUCGAAAGAUUUCUUAUCACUCAUUUUGAGAGCAAGAGAGUCAGAGACGGUAUCAAGGAAUGUCUUCACUCCAGACUACAUCAGUGCAGUCACGUACGAACACCUACUUGCUGGGUCAGCUACGACAGCAUUCACAUUGUCUUCUGUUGUAUAUUUAGUUGCUGGACAUCCAGAAGUCGAGAAGAAAUUGCUUGAAGAGAUUGACAACUUUGGUCCAUCAGAUCAGAUACCAACAGCUAAUGAUCUUCAGCAGAUGUUUCCAUAUCUUGAUCAGGUGAUUAAAGAGUCCAUGAGGUUCUACACUGUUUCCCCUCUAGUAGCUAGAGAGACAUCUAAAGAUGUGGAGAUUGGUGGAUAUCUUCUUCCAAAGGGGACAUGGGUUUGGUUAGCACUUGGAGUUCUUGCCAAGGAUCCAAAGAACUUUCCAGAACCAGAUAAAUUUAAGCCAGAAAGGUUUGAUCCAAAUGAGGAAGAGGAGAAACGAAGGCAUCCCUAUGCUUUAAUCCCAUUUGGAAUUGGUCCUCGAGCAUGCAUUGGUCAAAAAUUUGCCCUUCAGGAAUUGAAGCUCUCUUUGAUUCAUUUGUAUAGGAAGUUUGUAUUUCGGCAUUCCCUCUCCAUGGAACAACCUCUUGAACUUGAGUAUGGUGUCAUUCUCAACUUCAAAAAUGGUGUCAAGCUCAGAGUGAUCAACCGUAAAUAGAGGGCGUCAGAAUCACUACAGUUUCGUUAUCAGUUUGUAUGCUAAGUAUCGGUCAUCAAAACAGUGUCCAAAGAUGUUUAUGUACGUUCCUAAUAUACAAAUUAUCGAUUUAGGAUU